GUGAAAUAUAAAGAUGAGUCGAAGAAAUGGCAACGGUCCUAAGCUGGACCUGAAGCUGAACUUAUCACCACCGAGGGCUAAUCGUAGAGUGGAAUCACCGAGCCGAUCAGCUACAGUUUCACCAAUAACAUCACCACCAAGCUCAUGUGUGUCUUCAGAGUUGAACCAAGAAGACACUGUGCCACACUCUAAUAGCCCUGAAGCUACUUCCAUGGUGCUUGUGGGUUGCCCAAGGUGUCUCAUGUAUGUGAUGCUCUCUGAAGAUGAUCCUAAAUGUCCCAAAUGCAAGAGUACUGUGUUGCUUGAUUUCCUCCAUGACAACACUGUGCAGACAAGGAACCAUUAGAAAAUAAUAAUAAUAAUAAUAAAUAAAAAUUAAGGCUUCCUUCUGCUGAUUCUGCCGCCAUGGGACUAGUAGACUCUUUGAGGAAGUGCUAUCUGGGCUCCAGUUUUCACUGCUGGAUUCCAUGUUAGAAUUAAGUGAUUGCUAGGAAUUAAAGAGAGGAAAUUAAACCUGGAGCCCAAAUAGCACUACUCUUUUUUUUUUUUUUCAAAAGAAAUUUUGUUUCUACCUAUUUUGUAGUCACAGUCACAGAACAAAGAAGUGAAGCUGUAUGAGCUCAGAGGAAGCAUGUGUGUUUGUGGUUUCUUUCUGGGUUCAGCUUUCUCUGCUUUUUAGCAGAAGACAAUGUAAGAAGGGUUAGUUGUAGUAGCCCAAAUUUUCCUAUGAAUCUUAGGCAGUUUAUAUUUUAUCCUCUUAA
This is a messenger RNA of Manihot esculenta (cassava), 761 nucleotides long. RefSeq names its product protein GL2-INTERACTING REPRESSOR 1-like. Lineage: Eukaryota; Viridiplantae; Streptophyta; Magnoliopsida; Malpighiales; Euphorbiaceae. Bases 14 to 346 code for a protein of 110 amino acids. The record is from RefSeq and is a predicted model, not a curated record. The transcript has a single exon.